UACUCAACAUAUUAAACAUACAGCAACGCUUACUCCAUCAAAGGAAUCAAGCUCAGAAGCCCAUAGCAGUCAAGGGAGCCCUGUCCGAAAGCGGUGAGUAGAGUUCUAUACUGACUUGAACUAUUCUCAUAUAAUAAGUUUAUACUAACAUAUUAAAAUAGAUGGAUUGGUACAAUAAAAUAAGUCAGUGUCUGUGUGCUUUAAUAUCCAUCCCUUUUCCUGAUGAAGCUUCUAAGAUGGUAGAGCCUCUAGAAAUUGUGCAAUCAUUCACAUCAUCUAGUACUGCAACAGCUUCUGAACAGGAGCAUGAGACAACACGAUUCGCAAUUGGAGAAAAUGUCACCAUAUUAAAAGUCAGACCGCCAUGUAACAGAAGGCUAAAACGUUAUGUUGGAGAUUUAUCAAGCGAUGACUUUUCCACUCCCAGAAAAGCAAAGUCUAAUUAUCCGUUGAUGAAAACUUCCCUGAUGAGAUUGAGAAAAAAAGUAAAAAGUCUCCAAACAACGGUUGGUGCUUUGCAGAGAAGAAUAAAAACUCUAAGUGGUUUAUUGAAACUUUUGAAGCAGAAGAUACACAUAACAGAUUCAGCUGAAACUGUAUUGAAGGUAAGCAGAUUGAUGAAAACUCUGUGUCCCAGAUAUCCGUAUUUAUUUGUUUGUGCAAUUGAUCAACUUUUUUUCAAUAUAAUAAUUUUCAUCAACACUUAACAUACCAUAACUGGUCAAAAUACCAUUGAAAAUAAUCAUAUCAUCUUAUCACUUUUGCACAUAAAGUUUUAUUAUUUUUUUUCUAUUAAUUAUAGCAGUUGAUAUUCUAUUUUUUUAUUAGUAUUUUCUUUGUUUUGAUCAAUACUUGUUACAGAAAGUAGAGAUAUUGUCAUCUACCACAGCAGGUCAUUAGACUGGUUAUGGUAGAUUCAGAAUUAAGUAUGGGUAUGUUCAGUGUCAAUAUCUUAGUUUCAAUAAGAAUAUCAAAUACCUCUUAGAUAUCCUAAUUAAUAGUACUAUACAAACAAUAUCACCACAAAUUAUGGGUUAUUUUAAUGAUCAC
Molecule: messenger RNA, 1050 nt
Organism: Acanthoscelides obtectus
Lineage: Eukaryota; Metazoa; Arthropoda; Insecta; Coleoptera; Chrysomelidae
Source: the annotation of a GenBank genome assembly